AUGAAUGAUAAUAAUCUUUUAUUUGAAUCAAAUCAAAUAUCAUCCGAUGAUCAACUUUCACAAAUAAUUGAUUCAAUUAAUCUGUCACCUUCAUGUGAAGAUGCAACUACAACAACUCGUACAACUGGACAAACAGCAAUUGGUGCUAAACUUGUUAAAAAAUUAGAAACUUUAGCUGCAGUGUCAAAAGAAAACAAACCAAAUAAUAGUAAUGAAUCUGAUUCACGUCGAAAUAUUACUAAAACUGCUAAGAAUAUGAUUAAAAAUUUAACUGAUCCAGAUCCACAAAAAAAUCUUUUAACAUUAGCAACAAAAAUAGUUGAAUUACAAGAACAACAUCGAUUGAUUCAAGUCAAAAAUAAUGAAUUAGAAAAACGAACAACAACUUUGCUACGUGAACGUGAUCAAAUCUUACUUGAAAAUAGUCGUGUAAACGGAGCUAAAACAAAAUUAGAAAGUCUCUGUCGUGAACUUCAUCGACAUAAUCAACAAAUACGUGACGAUGGUACUCAACGACAACGUGAAGAUGAAACAAAACGUCGAGAAUUAGCAACAAAAUUUCAAACAACGAUUGAUGAAAUAGCAUCACAAUUAACUAAUUAUAGUGAAAAAUCAACUUCAUUACGUGAACAAAAUACUGAAUUAUCUGAACAAUUAGCAUCUCUUGUUAAAGAUUAUGAAUUACGUGAAAAAGAAAAUGAAUUAGCAUUAAAGAAAAAAGAACUUGAAUUACGUUUAACUGAAUCAAGUUUAGAAAAAAGUCAUACGCUACUUGAUGAACGUAAUGAAUUAGUUAAACAAGAACGACAAGUUAGUGACGCUGAACGUUUGGUUUUAUAUAAAAAAUGUGAAGAACUAUCAGCAUCAGAAUUAAGUCUUCGUUCACAAGUACAAAUGUAUGCUGAACGUUAUCAUGAAUUUCAAAAUGCUAUUCAACAAAGUAGUCAAAUGGUAACAUCAUGUCAUACUGAAAUAGAAAAAAUGGGAAAAAAAAUAAAAAUAUUAGAAAAAGAACGAGGUGAUUUUCGACAUCGAUGGGAAAUUGCAGAACAAAAUCAAAAGAAAUCAAUUGAAGAUUAUAAACUUUUAGAAAAAGAAAAACGACAAUUAGAAAUUAAACUUGAUAAACUUGAUAAAUUAAGUCGAGCUUUACAACAAGAAAGAAUUGAUUUACAAGCAACAAUAAGAAAUCUAUCGAAAUCUACAACAGUGUCAGAUGAAUUACAAUCAAUAAUCUCUUAA
This is a messenger RNA of Adineta steineri, 1242 nucleotides long. NCBI's taxonomy places the organism in Eukaryota, Metazoa, Rotifera, Eurotatoria, Adinetida, Adinetidae. The record is from the annotation of a GenBank genome assembly.